CCACCAAUAUAAUUUUCAAAAUUCCAAAAAUAGUAGUCAUUUACCUCACAAUCCAUUUAUUUGGACUAUCAAAUCUAUCUUCAACUCUCAAUUCAAACUUCGCAACUCUCAAAUCCUUGACCCAAAUGAACGAAACAUGUUUUAAAGAUUUCCUCAACGUGCGAAGUAAUCAGUAAUAUGAUUGCCAUUUUCGAAGAUAAGAGAUUAACUUCUCGUUAAAUACUAAGGUAAGAAAAUAAAGCCCAAAAAACAUAGCACCUCUGUGGAUCGAACACUCCAAAUUGGGAAAGAGAAAAAUCUCUGACUCGUCGGAAGAAAUUUUCCCCAUCCACAUCUGCUGCAACUUGGUGCCGCAAGGGGGAAAAACCCUUAGCUCACCCGCCCCGACCUCGCCACAUCGCCGACGGUCCCAUCCUCCAAUCCGGCACGACGUAAGUCCAACCCCUUUCCUCCCCCCUCAACUCGUUCCAAGGGACGAAAGUGUUCACUUUGCUGCUUGCUUUCGCCGUCCCCUUUUCCGCUCUCCAGCUCCGGCGACUUCAUCGUUGCCGCCUCGAACCCAAAGCUCCAUCUGGGUCUGGAUCCAUUCGCCCCGCCUCCUCGUAGGCCAUCUCCAGGUGGAUAGUCCUUUAUUUGGGGGGGUAGAAAUGGAGAGUUCUGUUCCACUUGGCUGAGCAUUUUGUCUGGAAUUGAUCUUUGGUUUCUGGGUUUGAUCUGCGAAUGGAUUGGGGGUGUUCUCUAGAUUUUGCUUUUCAGAGGAAGAAGAGGGUCUGAUUUCUGCUAUGUGCUUGAUUUCCAUAUCCAGGCUCCGAACUUGGGGUUCUAAUUAGGGAAAAUAGCUGCCGGGAUGUGGAUGGAAGAAAGAGCAAUGUGCUAGGAUGAAAGUGGUGCAUCAGUGCGAUCAGAAAGUUUGAUACUUGCCGUGAUAUUAUGUCGUCUGCUAGCCUUGGCAACGGGGGAGUUGGAAGCUCAAGGUCUGUCAAUGGCUUCAAGAGUUCAUCGAGUUCUGUUGAUUGGCUGGGCAGAGAGAUGCAUGAGAUGAGAUUGAGGGAUAAGGUGGACCAUGACGAUGACAGGGAUAGUGAACCUGACGUAAUUGAUGGUGCGAGUGCCGAAGCAGGACAUGUCAUAAGAACCACUGUGGGUGGUCGAAAUGGCCAAUCUAGGCAGGCGAUAAAUUAUAUAGCAGAGCAUGUGGUUGGAACUGGUUCUUUUGGUACUGUCUUUCAAGCAAAAUGUAGGGAGACCGGGGAGAUUGUUGCUAUCAAGAAAGUUCUCCAAGACAAACGUUACAAGAACAGGGAGCUACAGAUAAUGCAAAUGCUGGAUCACCCAAAUAUUGUUGGCCUCAAGCACUCAUUUUUUUCAACUACGGACAAGGAAGAGCUGUACCUAAAUCUUGUACUGGAAUAUGUUCCUGAAACUCUGAAUCGUAUAGCAAGAAACUACAACAGGGUCAACCAGCGAAUGCCCUUAAUCUAUGUGAAGCUGUACACAUAUCAGAUCUGCAGGGCACUUGCCUUUAUGCACAAUUGCAUUGGUAUCUGUCAUCGUGACAUCAAGCCUCAAAACCUAUUGGUGAAUCCACACACUCAUCAGUUGAAGCUUUGUGAUUUCGGAAGUGCAAAAGUGCUAGUGAAAGGAGAAGCCAAUGUCUCCUACAUAUGCUCACGGUACUAUCGUGCCCCAGAACUCAUUUUUGGUGCCACUGAGUACACAACUGCAAUCGAUAUAUGGUCCACUGGCUGUGUGAUGGCUGAAUUGCUGCUUGGACAGCCAUUGUUUCCUGGUGAAAGUGGAGUAGAUCAACUAGUUGAGAUCAUUAAGGUUCUAGGAACACCAACAAGGGAAGAGAUAAAGUGCAUGAAUCCAAAUUACACUGAAUUCAAAUUCCCACAGAUAAAACCUCAUCCAUGGCACAAGGUGUUCCAAAAACGGUUACCUCCAGAAGCAGUCGACCUCGUGUGCAGGUUCUUUCAGUAUUCUCCCAAUCUCCGUUGCACAGCUCUGGAAGCCUGCAUUCAUCCUUUCUUUGAUGAACUAAGAGAUCCAAGCACGCGCCUUCCCAAUGGCCGCCCUCUUCCACCAUUAUUCAACUUUAAACCCCAAGAGCUAUCGGGGAUUCCUACUGAUAUCGUGAACAAGCUUAUACCAGAGCAUGCUCGUAAGCACAACUUAUUUAUGGCUCUCCACUCCUAAUCCUAUGCUACCACACCAUCAUCUAUCUGCCUCCUUCCUGUGUCAUUGUCCAUUGGUCAAAUGAUUAUGAGGCUCUCUUUUGCCGUCCAUUCCUUCUUUCAGUUGUGCGUCCAUGUUUGUUGUUUGUCCAAGUUUUUGGUUCCCAGAGAAAAUUAGCUGUAUUAGGGUUUUCUGUACCGAAAUAUCUCACGACUUUGUGUAUGAUAUAUUAUUAUUAUUGUGUAUAAUCUGAAGAGGUCCGGUGACUGACCAGUGUAAUGUAAUUUAGUGAACUGAAAUCGGAUGUCUGGAAUGGAGAUGGUGCCUAACUUAUCGUCUUGGUUCAUGUGAGCUUAGGGAGCUGCUCGCUCAUUCAUUUCAUGGUGGUCGCGUGCAUCUAAAGCUAGAUAUUCUUUAGUCGAUUCUUUUGUAUGUUCCAUGGCUGGAUAGAUAGGGAUACAUUAACAGGUCAGGAAGGUUACAUUGCAUUGCAGUCCAGAUGAGCCACAUGUGAUAUGCAGUCGUCCUUCUCCCCUUUCGUCGUCUCAGCUAUCCUUCUGAAACCUAACUUCGGCCUAACUUAAAAUUGGUAACAUGUAACUUCCACCUUGUAAAAUGGCCAAAUUGAUACUCCAGACCAAUUUUUGGAGCAUAGCAUAAGAUGGGUACGAACGCCGACUAUCACAUUUUUGUGCACUGGCCUCCAUGCCUUUCAAGUAACAAAGUCGGUGAGUUUAACUCAAGGAAGGUUACUUCACAAACACGGAAUCAUGAACUGAUAAUGGAGCUGCUGUUGCAGUAGCCCUUUUGGCAAGCCAUAGCUUGAAUUUGAAAGCACAGAUAAAACACAGAGGAAAUA
Messenger RNA from Linum trigynum, 3037 nucleotides. The record is from the annotation of a GenBank genome assembly. Lineage: Eukaryota; Viridiplantae; Streptophyta; Magnoliopsida; Malpighiales; Linaceae.